Molecule: messenger RNA, 180 nt
Organism: Phytophthora sojae
Lineage: Eukaryota; Oomycota; Peronosporomycetes; Peronosporales; Peronosporaceae
Exons: 1
Molecular function (GO): protein binding
Source: RefSeq, a predicted model, not a curated record
ACUCCGUUAUUCGUUGCCGCUGCAUGCGGUCAUGCUACCGUGGCAAAGUUACUACUGGACUUUGGUGCAUCGACAAACGUAGUCAAGAAUGAUGGUGUAACUCCACUCACGAUUGCGUCGAUGAACGGUCAUGACGACGUUGUUACCAUUCUGCUAGAAGGAGGAGCGAGCCUCAAUCCC